AUGACAGUGAAUACAGCUUCAUUCAGCCGAGAGCAAAUUGUCGCUUCAUAUAUUAAUGUCUACUUUCCCGAUGACAUCACGGGAACUAUCGACCUCGAUCCUUGGUAUAUUCUGCUUUCCGGAAUAUCCGCCAUACCAAAUAAGCCCGUGAUGCUUGAGAAAGCUAUGGCGGCGACGUCUUGUAUCUAUCUUGGCAAGCUCAACAAGGACACUCGCAUGCUUAAUCAUGGACUUCAGCUAUAUAAUGGUGCGAUACACCAUGUAUCGCAGGAGCUUAGCCGCAACAAGUACACCGAUGAGCUUUUCUUUACAAUUGGCAUUUUUCAAAUCCUGGUGGCGCUGUAUUGUCCCCAUGGUCUUGACGUAAUGGUACAUCAAACAGCAGUGACCAACGGGAUCUUCAAGCAUAUUUUAUCACAUUCAACUAACAGUCCCAUCAUCAAAACUCUAUGUCUGGCAUUCCAGCGAAUGCGUUUGUUAAAAUCACUUUCACCAAUUGAAGCAAAUAAUGUAGUAGACUUGGCUAGAGAGCAUACCCCGGCGGCUUUGAUCUCCAACGAAAAUGUGGCUGUUGAUGAAUUGUUUCAACUCAUGGCCGAUAUCUCACCAAUUGCAGCUGCAGUCAGUAUGACCGAUGUAUCCGACAAUACGGCCUGUCACCUAUCGCUCUAUGACUGCCUUGCACACAGAGAAAAACUAUUAUCAUGGUAUUCACGCAUGAAGGAUCGUAUUGGUGGCAGCCAUUACGUCGGCGAGAGCGGUGAUUUUCCGUGCAAAAACAUAUCUUCAUCGGAACAUUUAUUCGGUCGUCCCUAUGGCUUCUCCUCUUUGGAUAGUGCGAGGUUACAUAUUCUCUUCUGGUCAGCGAUGUCCAUCCUCCAGGCUCUGCUCGGUCAGACUCAUGCAUAUGCAUAUACAUCUGCUCCCCCCGAUCCUUUCACCAACAAAGAAUAUCAACUUUCAGAAUACUAUGCGGACGAGGUCAGUCGAGCCAUGCCAUAUUGCCUGCAGGACAGCAUGAAGGCGUGGGGCGUCAGCAUUACGAUUUUCGGCAUGGGUCAAAUCGCCAAGGUAUACAUGGAACUCAGACGCGAGGAGAAGUUUAUGUGGAGUCAACAGCUCUUCAAACAUGUGGGUGACAUCGGAUCCGACCUUGGUUAUCGUAUUGGCGAACUUCUGCAGUUUGGCUGGGGUCUUUUGGAGCAAUCCGACCGCAAUGAGCACCCGGAAUUGUCGCCAGUGCCCACGAGUCCAUCUAACCCAUCUAGUGGUGCAUCUGCUGCGUCUGCAGUAUCCCCCGCGUCUAGUACAUCUACCGCAUCCACCGCCCCCUUUCGUCGCGGAAUAUGUACCCAUGCAUGA
This is a messenger RNA of Penicillium cosmopolitanum, 1362 nucleotides long. RefSeq lists its product as uncharacterized. The record is from RefSeq and is a predicted model, not a curated record. The transcript is spliced from 3 exons. Lineage: Eukaryota; Fungi; Ascomycota; Eurotiomycetes; Eurotiales; Aspergillaceae. The coding region runs from base 1 to 1362 and encodes 453 amino acids.